This is a messenger RNA of Brassica napus (rape), 1296 nucleotides long. Its product is annotated as p21-activated protein kinase-interacting protein 1-like. The record is from RefSeq and is a predicted model, not a curated record. Lineage: Eukaryota; Viridiplantae; Streptophyta; Magnoliopsida; Brassicales; Brassicaceae. Gene Ontology annotation, molecular function: protein binding. The transcript has 3 exons. The coding region runs from base 77 to 1111 and encodes 344 amino acids.
CACAACACAAACAAGCAAGUUAAUACAUCGGUCCUAAAACCCUAGUAGCUGUCGUGACCCCAGAGAGAGAGAAAGCAUGAGCAUCAUCGCAGGCUCCUACGAGAGAUUCAUAUGGGGUUUCAAGCUUAAACCCACAAAGCACGACGCCGACACUCAAACCCUAACCCUCUCCCCUCUCUUCUCCUACCCUUCCCACAUCUCCUCCAUCACCACCGUCGCUUGCUCCGGCCCCGCCGCUGCUUCCGGCGGCUCCGACGACACUAUCCACCUCUACGACCUCCCUUCCGCCUCCUCCCUCGGCUCCCUCCUCGACCACAACCACACCGCUUCGAUCACCGCCCUCUCCUUCUACACUCCCUCCUCCCUCUCCUUCCCUCGCAAUCUCAUCUCCGCCGCCGCCGAUGGCUCCGUGGCCAUCUUCGACACGGACCCUUUUGUCCUCCUCAAGUCCUUUCGUCCUCACAAGAAGGCUGUCAACGAUCUAUCGAUUCACCCUUCUGGGAAGCUCGCUUUGGCUGUUUACCGUGACGAGUGCUUUGCGAUGUUGAAUCUUGUGAGGGGGAAGAGGAGUUUUUGUUGUAGGUUGGGGCACGAGGCGAGUCUUGUGAAGUUUGAUCCGAGUGGGGAGAGGUUCUUCAUGGUGGUGAAUAGUAAAGUUGGUGUUCAUCAGAGUGAAGAUGCUAAGCUUCUUCUUGAGCUGGACAAUGGUAGCCGUAAGCGUAUACUCUGUGCUUCUCCUGGGGACAGUGGGACUCUGUUUACAGCUGGUGAGGAUAGGGCCAUAACAGCUUGGGACACAAAUAGCGGGAAGCUUGCUUAUUCCAUACAAGAUGCUCACCCAGCUCGGAUCAAGGGUGUCGUCACGCUUACUAGGAAUGAAAAUGACGGUGCGUCGGAAGAUCCGUACUUGGUUGCUUCUGCAUCUUCUGAUGGGAUCAUACGAGUUUGGGACAUGCGAAUGGCUGCUAAAGAGAAUGCAAAACCAUUAGCCGAGACAAACACUAAAUCAAGGCUUACUUGUCUUGCCGGGUCAGCUCUUAAAUCUAUGAGACGGCCACAGAUUGGAAAUCAAAAAGCUCAGAAGCUAGAGGAAGGGCUGAACACAGAAUGAGAGCUCUGCUUAUUGACUUCUAAAAGCUUUUGUGCUGACAACUAUCUGAUACAAGUUUUGCUAGAAUCUUAAAAUAUGAUCCAGUAUGUUUUUGUCGAAUUACAAUCAAACAAUUUUGUUAAACCCUCAGAUUUGUGAAAGAAACACAUACUUACUAUUUAUAAUUCACAUGAGUUAUGGCAUAA